Messenger RNA from Pediculus humanus corporis (human body louse), 1374 nucleotides. RefSeq names its product YjeF domain-containing protein, putative. Gene Ontology annotation, biological process: deadenylation-independent decapping of nuclear-transcribed mRNA; P-body assembly. NCBI's taxonomy places the organism in Eukaryota, Metazoa, Arthropoda, Insecta, Psocodea, Pediculidae. Gene Ontology annotation, cellular component: P-body. Gene Ontology annotation, molecular function: mRNA binding. The record is from RefSeq and is a predicted model, not a curated record. Bases 1 to 1374 code for a protein of 457 amino acids. The transcript is spliced from 3 exons.
AUGGAACAAUUUAUUGGAAAGUUUAUUUCUCUUCAUUGUAAUGACCCGCUUGGAGUUUUUCAGGGGCAAAUAGUUCACAUAGAUCCUACCGAUCAAAAAAUUACUUUAGAAAAAGCAUUUCAAAAUGGCUAUCCAUAUCAUUCCAGACAAGUUAUUUUAAGUGCUAAAGAUAUAAAUGAUUUAGAAAUUAUUGAAGCUAGUAAUGAUCCGUCAUUUUCAGCAUCUGUCAGUAUUAAAAAACCCAUCCCUAAAAGACCUGGAUAUUCAUUAUCAGAUAAACAAGUUCCUAGCAGAGAAAAUUUUUUCAAAGACUCACCGAAAAAGGUUUUGGAUGCUUGCAGCAAAUUAAAUUCAUUUAGCGAAUCAAUAAGAAAUCUUAGUAAAAGAGAUAAACAAAGGCAAAGAUGGAUGAUGAAAGAUGAAGAAGCAUUCGGUUCACCUGUUGAUCAUCACAUGCCAGCUGAUUUUGAUUUUGAAAAAAAUUUAGCUUUGUUUAAUAAAAAAGCAUUUUAUGAAGAAAUCAAUGCAUCUAAACCUGAUGUCGUACGUAAUGCUGAUAAAAAAGGAGCUAGGUAUAGGUGCGAUGAAAAUAUCCUAAAUUCGAAAUCUGUGAAUAAACGAAUUAUAGUUCCUCUAAAAGACUCCAUUGAAUAUGUAACAGAUUCUGGCUUAAUAGUUCCUAGCUUACCACCAGAGCUUAGAAAGAAAUUAUUAGCACUCGCUGAAAGAUUUGGUUUAUCAUUUGAAAGACAGUCGGAAAUUAUCGGGAGAGCUUGUACCGAAAUGGCUUUAUUAUUAGUCGGAGGAGCCAGGCGUUUGAAUCCCCAAAAUCAACAUCAGUGUCCGAAUAUUGCAGUGCUUUGUGGAUCUCAUCGCACUGGUUCACAGGGUGUAAAUUGUGCUAGACAAUUAGCUAGUCAAGGUGUGAAAACUAUAGUUUAUAUUCAAGAUCCAGUAGAUCUUACAACGGAAAUGACACAUGAAUUAGGCUUAUAUAGGAUGACAUCUAAUAAAGUAACUACAAAUCUUCAAGAUUUAGCUUCAACAUCUGUAGAUCUUAUUAUUUUGGCAUUAUUAGAUUCAAAAUCAACAACUGAAAAUAUAAUUACACCUGCUGCAAGUUGGGCCAAUAAUAACAGAGCUCAAGUUCUUGCAAUCGACCCACCAAAACAUGGUACUCCAGGUGUUACCGCGAAAUAUUCCCUCGUUCCGGCAUUGCCUCUUGCUUAUGACGCGUGUAAUGGAAAAAUAUAUCUUUGUAAUAUUAAUAUACCUCUUCAGGUAUUCACGGAUGUAGGUUUUACUGAAUAUGCUUCACCAUUCGGACCGAAAUUCUUCAUGGUUUUACACCCUAAUGAUUCUCUCGUAUCGUAA